ACUUUGUGGUUGUGUUGGAUUCUAGAUGCUGUGCUAACUAUUGAACCCAGCUCGUCCAGUUUUUUCAUUGGAGAGUUUGUUACCUUCAAAUGUGACAUGAAUGAAGGAGAAGACACUGACUGGUAUUACGAAAUCAAGAAGGACGGUCGAGAAUUUGUGCCCUACAACACAGAACAAAGACUACAGAUUUAAAUUAUAUCUACACGUGACAGUGGUGAAUAUCAGUGCUCUGGUAGCUUGGUGAGCUCACAUCAUAUAAAGAACAGUAAUACUGUCUCUAUAACUGUAUUAGCAUAUAGACCCAGGGCCACACUGACAGCAGCAACAACAAUCAUACCAGUAGGGGGCAGUGUGACACUGACCUGCUCUGUGCAGAGCUCUGAUGGAUGGAAAUAUGAGUGGUUCAGACGAACCCAAACAACCUCUGAAGUUCAAAUCAGAGAUCAACAAAACAGAGAUAUCAGAGUAUCUGCAAGGAGGAAUCUACAGCUGCAGAGGAACAAGAGGAAACCCAGUUUACUACACUGAUAGAAGUGAUGAUGUCACCAUUGAGAAAACCUCACAGUCCAGGACUCUGUUGAUCGCUGGACUUCUUUGUGGAAUUUUACUGAUUCUUCUUCUUCUUCUGCUGUGUUACAUCAAGCUGUUAAAAGAUAAAUCUUUUAUCAGGACUCAGAGGACAAACCAGAGCUCUGCUAUGAAACACAGGAUCAACCAGAGUGAAGCUCAACACAGCCAAAACACUUCUCUCCAAGGUGAUGCUCGUAUAUAUGAAUCAAUCGGAGACUACGAUGACAGAGAAAAGGCAGAAUGCGGGGAUUUCACAUAUUCUUUGAUUGAGCUUAAAAACUUCACUAAGAAAGAUGACAGCCUGUUGUACGCAGAUGCCACCUACAGUAAGGCUGAAUGUAACAGUGACAAAAGUAAGCAAAGCAAUAAAAUAGGAGAAUCAGCCACUGAAGCAGCCGACGAAGGGGUUUAUUCUGAAAUCAACCCACAAACACAAGGAGCUUUCAUGUUGUGACUGUAAUGGUUAUCAAAUAGGUUUUAAAGAAAGUAAAUGCAUUACCAAAUCACCUUUAACCAUUUAAUAAUCAUGAUUAUGUAUUUUCAAAAGAAGCAAAAGCAGAUGAAUGCAGAACAGAAUUUACUUUAUUUCACAUGAAUUUUACAAAGCAUUGAAAAAAGAAAUGAGAGGAAAAAAGUUUUUCCCCUUUUUUAUAAAUCAGUUUAAAUGAGCUUUAUCUAAAAGUGAUGAUGUGGCUUUAAGUUCACUUUUUUUUCACUUUCACACGAGCAGUUAUUAAACUGCAUUAUUGAUACAUGUAUAUGUACUGAUUUUCUAUGUCUUUUCUAAAUAUUUUUGUUUCCCUGAAUGGAUUAAGUAUCAUUUGAAAAAUUAUAUAUUUUUUUAGUUUUACAAACUUCUAAACUGCAGGCAGGUUUUUCAUUGUGUUAUCUGAUUAUGUGUGCCAUAUAAACACACACUUUAUAUACUGUGACAUGUUGAGAUCGGGUGAAUGGAGUCCCCCGCUGUGCCUCUGGAACAGUGUGUUUCACAUUGAGUUUUAAAGAAGCUGUGUUUACUGUAUUUGUUACAGUAAUAAAGCUGCUAUUGUUCCAAUCUUGUUUUCACUUACAGUUAUUGUUGUUGGGUUGGUGGAAUAGAGAUGUUACAUCAUGAGUGAAGUUAUGUGCAGAGUUAGAGCCCUUUAGAGGCAAAGUUUGAGUGUCUUUAAAUGCUUAAUAAAAUCGUGUCCCCCUUUGUCUUCAUAUAUAGUGCAGCUGUCCAUGGGACUAAAGUUUCACUUCAUUCAAAGUUAAAUAAGAUUAAAUUUGCAGCCUUCAUUCUAUUUUUGACUUCUACUCGUUUAUGUUUCACGUUUCUGUUGUUGUAUAAAUGAA
Haplochromis burtoni (Burton's mouthbrooder) is the source of this 1905-nucleotide messenger RNA. RefSeq lists its product as uncharacterized. NCBI's taxonomy places the organism in Eukaryota, Metazoa, Chordata, Actinopteri, Cichliformes, Cichlidae. The record is from RefSeq and is a predicted model, not a curated record. The coding region runs from base 383 to 1024 and encodes 213 amino acids. The transcript has 9 exons.